AUGCCCUGGAGCCCAUAUGGCAAGACCGGAACCAGUGUGCAGAAGCUCGACAUGUUCCCGUGGAGAGUCGGCGUGCCUCGCUCUGCGACGAGUGAUCUGGAAAAGGGGGAUGCUCCUGACCCUGCUGAGUGGGUCGCCCGCGGUUACGCUGUUGUCAACAUCGACGCGCGAGGGUCGUUCAAAUCCGGCGGCGAUCUUCACGCGUACGGGACCCAAGAAGGCCGUGACGGAUACGACUGUAUCGAGUGGAUCGUGCAGAAACCUUGGUGCAAUAGGAGGGCCGCCAUGGCCGAAAACUCAUGGCUUGCGACAACGCAAUGGUUCAUCGCUGCUGAACAGCCUCAUCUGACCUGCGUGGCACCUUGGAAAGGGCUUGGGGUCAUGUGUGCGUACACCAUAGUGCUUUAA
This is a messenger RNA of Colletotrichum spaethianum, 408 nucleotides long. RefSeq names its product putative serine hydroxymethyltransferase, mitochondrial. Gene Ontology annotation, molecular function: hydrolase activity. The transcript has a single exon. Bases 1 to 408 code for a protein of 135 amino acids. The record is from RefSeq and is a predicted model, not a curated record. NCBI's taxonomy places the organism in Eukaryota, Fungi, Ascomycota, Sordariomycetes, Glomerellales, Glomerellaceae.